Molecule: messenger RNA, 795 nt
Organism: Halteromyces radiatus
Lineage: Eukaryota; Fungi; Mucoromycota; Mucoromycetes; Mucorales; Cunninghamellaceae
Exons: 3
Coding region: 1-795 (264 amino acids)
Source: RefSeq, a predicted model, not a curated record
AUGGCACAAAUGGAUGAACGAUUAUUAUUUGCUCUUAGAGGUAUUCGUGAUGGUACCUGGGUAUAUGGAAAAGAUACAGGAAAUAAUGAUUUACUUGGCAAUUAUUGUGUGGAUCUUGGUUUAUCUUAUCAUUCUGGUAUUCCAACUCGCGGUCGUAUUCCUUGUCGAGUGGUUCAUGGUGGGCAACCAUGGGGAUGUGAAGUUCAUGCAUUAUCUCGAUUUAUCAAAGGAUUUAUCAAAGUAUUUUUGCUCUAUUUUACAGUUCAUCUCACACCACCACUGUUAUUCAAACGAAGUAAACUCGCACAAAAUCCAGUAGGUAGUUUACAACAUAUUCUCAAGGCAUCCAUAAGAUCAUCAACAUUUUUGGCAACAUUUAUAACGUUGAUAUGGUAUUCGAUUUGUUUGACAAGAACACGGAUUGGCCAUCAAUUACUUGGCGUGAAUCAAAAAAUAUUAGAUGAUACUUUGGGACCUUUGAUUGGUAGUGCUAUGUGUGGAUUAUCUUUAUUGAUUGAAAAUCAACAUCGAAGAGGUGAAAUGGCAUUGUAUGUAGUACCUAGGGCUUUAUUCUCGUUGACAGAACGAUUGAUUGGACCUUGGCAUCGUCGUGGAAGAUGGUGGGAACCUAAAUUGGCAGAAAUGAUGGAAAUCAUAGUAUUUGCUGGAUCAGUGACAACGGUAGUAGGCGCUAUGUACAAGGAAAAAGAAAUGGUACGAAGUUCGGCACGGGGCAUUCUCGGUUGGAUCAUGAAAUACGAAUUGAAGGAAGAAUCAUCGGAACACUUAAAAUGA